UAAACUUCAAUUUACAUUUUACAGUAAGAAAGAAAAUCCAAAGACUUGUUGUUUUAGCAUUUCUUCUUUGCGUCUUCUUCGCUUCACCUCUGCACCAUGUUUUCCCCCAAUAAGAUAUUUUCAACCUCCAAACAGUAAAUCAAACUCAUCUGCUUUUCACAGAAAUUCCAAGAUUUGAUGAUGAUGAUGUAAAUGCUUUGCAUUCCAAGAUUCAAUAAUAAUCAGAUUAAGAUAUUUGUAUUUGUUCGCUGUGGUGGAUUUGCUGCUGCAGUCAAAUUUUUCGUUUUGGAUGAAAGCAAUUGCAAUGUGCUUCUCCCUGUUGCAAUUUCCGAGAUGCCGAAUUCAUUCAUUAGCCAAUUCUUGUUUCGAAAAUUUUAACAAGUUAGGUAAAAGAAGUGGCGUCAGUUCCACCAGUUACAGGGUUCUUUGUUCGAACAACUACGACCCGCAAGGAGGACAUAACAGCAGCCGAAAGUGGACUAGACGAACUAUAAAUACAAACGCAAACACAAACACUGGAGGAAAUAUUAGCGAAAAGUUAAUUAGCAACAAAAGUAUCGGUCACGAGAUUGUUCCUCAAGCGAGCACUGAUUUAAGUAGCUACAAAUUAGAAACAAGCAAGGUACAACAAAGGACCAGAAAAGUAGUUGUCCAAAACAAGAUUGUCUCGGAAAGUACGACCACUACUAGAUUUGAUGAAUGGAAAGUAGAAACAACAGAGAUAGAAUCGGAGCAGUACUACGAUGAAUUGGCUAAACUUGCGACAAUAAUUUGUUUCGACAUUGAAACCACUGGUUUUAGCAGAGAUAGAGAUAGGAUAAUCGAGCUGGCAUGCCAAGAUCUUCGAGGUGGCGAUAACUCAACUUUUCAGACACUAGUUAAUCCUGAACAAUACGUGCCCAAUGAAAAGAUUCACGGCAUUUCAUCUCGUAUGGUUAACAGAUACGAUGUCCCCAGGAUGAAGGAGCUUAUUCCUAUAUUAGUGCAGUACGUGAGAAGUAGGCAGAUGCCAGGUGGAGUUGUGGUAUUGGUAUCUCACAAUGGGCGAACUUUCGAUGUACCCUUCUUGAAAAAUGAAUUCAGCAGAUGCUCUUUUGAGAUUCCUCAAGAUUGGUUGUUUGCCGACACUCUUCCACUCGCUCGUUUAGUCAUGAAAUCUAAAGGACCGAAAGUAGCGACAAAGAUAUCACUGCAAGCGCUGAGGGAGUAUUACGGGAUUCCAUUGAUAGGGCCAGCUCAUAGAGCGCUAUCAGACGUACACUCAUUAGCGCUUGUUCUGCAGAGGCUGACAUACGAUCUGAAAAUGCCGAUAUCUGGCCUCAUCAAAGCCUCUUUUAAGUAGAGAACAUUUACAUAGUUUGUAGGGCCUAAACUAAAUUAAUUUUGUUGUAGCAACUUCAUCCCAUUCAUUGUUUCAAAUGUAAUAGCGAAUCCCUUUAUUUGUGGGAUUUAAUGUCCAAAGAAUGUAGGAUUGAUUUAAAGCACUGUUUUGGUUACCAGAGUUUAUGUUGUUUUGGUAACCAUUAUCAGAUAGGGCAUUUAAUUCACUUGAAUUAUUAUUAUAAUUAUUUAUAAAAGGAGGGAUAUGUUGGGUACUUG
Molecule: messenger RNA, 1599 nt
Organism: Erythranthe guttata (spotted monkey flower)
Lineage: Eukaryota; Viridiplantae; Streptophyta; Magnoliopsida; Lamiales; Phrymaceae
Gene: DPD1
Product: Polynucleotidyl transferase, ribonuclease H-like superfamily protein
Biological process (GO): DNA catabolic process
Cellular component (GO): cytoplasm
Molecular function (GO): nucleic acid binding; 3'-5'-DNA exonuclease activity
Source: RefSeq, a predicted model, not a curated record